Salvelinus fontinalis (brook trout) is the source of this 3347-nucleotide messenger RNA. RefSeq names its product dnaJ homolog subfamily A member 3, mitochondrial-like. Gene Ontology annotation, biological process: mitochondrion organization; response to heat; protein folding. The transcript has 11 exons. NCBI's taxonomy places the organism in Eukaryota, Metazoa, Chordata, Actinopteri, Salmoniformes, Salmonidae. Gene Ontology annotation, molecular function: heat shock protein binding; protein kinase binding; ATP binding. The record is from RefSeq and is a predicted model, not a curated record. The coding region runs from base 16 to 1551 and encodes 511 amino acids. Gene Ontology annotation, cellular component: mitochondrion.
UGGGGACUUGCGCAUAUGCAAGUAAAGUGGCGUCACGGACAUGCGCAGUCCCCGCUGAGUAACAGCAGUAGAGUAAUGAUGGCGUCCUCAGCGGCUCGCUGCUCCACACGUUGGAUAACAGUUGCCGUGUCCUCCGGUCACCGUCCUGCUUGUUGUGCUCUGGCCCCUUCUUCUAAUGGAGGCUUAAGAAGUCUGUCGACUUUUGGAGCACAGAAAAUCUGGUCAGGAAGCAAUGCAAUGCGUGGGGGCACGGGGAAUGCGUUGACAUUGAGAGGGCUGUCAGUUCCAGGUGUUAAAUCUCCCCAUGUCAUCUGCACGCUGUCCUUCCACACAAGUGCCCCAGCCUCCAACAAGCAGGACUUCUACACGGUGUUGGAGGUACCACGCACUGCCACCCAGAAAGAGAUCAAGAAAGCAUAUUACCAGAUGGCUAAGAAGUAUCACCCUGACACCAACAAGGAAGACCCUAAGGCCAAGGAGAAAUUUGCUCAGCUGGCUGAGGCUUAUGAGGUGCUGAGUGACGAGGUGAAGAGGAAGCAGUAUGACACGUACGGGGUGGCAGGGUUCGACGCCAGCCAGGCGGGCGGUGGUGGACACCAGCAGUACUGGAGCGGACAGGCCAACAGCGUGGACCCAGAGGAACUGUUCCGCAAGAUCUUUGGGGAGUUCUCCGGAAGCCGCGGCUUCGGCGACUUCAAUGCCGUAUUUGAUCAGCCCCAGGAGUUUAUCAUGGAGCUGACGUUCACCCAAGCUGCCAAGGGGGUCAACAAAGAGAUGGCGUUCAACACUGAGGCCAGCUGCCAGCGAUGUGAUGGCAAAGGGAGCGAGCCUGGCACCAAGGUUGUGCACUGCCACUACUGCAACGGCUCUGGCAUGGAGACGGUGAACACUGGCCCCUUUGUGAUGCGGUCGACAUGCCGUCGGUGUAAUGGGAAAGGCACUGUGAUCUCCACCCCAUGUAACUCCUGUCACGGGACCGGACAGACCAGACAGAAAAAGACAGUAAUGGUCCCUGUCCCAGCAGGUGUUGAGGACGGUCAGACGGUCAGGAUGCCUGUGGGGAAGAAGGAGGUGUUCAUCACGUUCCGGGUCCAGAAGAGCCCAGUGUUCAGACGGGACGGAGCAGACAUCCACUCUGACGUGCUGAUCUCUGUGGCUCAGGCUGUACUGGGGGGCACGGCCCGGGCACAGGGCCUCUACGAGACAGUCAACCUCUCGAUCCCUGCUGGGGUCCAGACAGACCAGAGGAUCCUCCUCUCUGGGAAGGGCAUCGCACGGAUCAGUGGCUAUGGUUACGGAGAUCACUACAUCCACGUCAAAGUCCGAGUCCCCAAGAUCCUGACAGACAGACAGAAAGCUCUGCUCAUGAGCUACGCAGAGGAUGAGACUGAAGUGGAGGGGACAGUCAAUGGUGUCACAAGCACCACUGCAGGUGGGGGCAGCAGUGGUAAGCAGUCUGAGGCAGGGCAGGACAGGCAAGAGGAGGUAGGAGAGAGCAAGCAGGAGCGGGGCUUCUUCACCAAGUUAAAACAAUUGUUUAGGUCCACCUGACAGUUACAAACCAGGUAGGACACUCUAGUCAUGAUGUCUUCGCCUGCCAGUCACAAACCAGGUAAAAGGUCCACUGGGAACUGAGGCGAGUGUCCGAGGGUAGAGAGAUGAUGCCCUAAGAAGACAGCCACAGGGAGAGACCAGAUAUGGGGACAGGGGGUGGGGGAGUGUUGGAGGGAUGAUGUCUACUGUAUCCUACUCUAGCACUAGACAAGACUGGUUACCCCAGAUCUACCUUCACAGAUCUCCUUACAUCCUUGAUCAGUUCCCUAGCAGUGGAAGACAAUGGACUGAAACACAAUGUGGUCCUAACUCAUUCCUGCUGCCUAAAACCCAAAUCCAAGAGGAAAUACGCUCUGGAAGUACCAGGAAGUGACUGCCCCUUAGGCUUGGAGUUUUUUGGAUGGUGUUCAAUGUGCAAAAAUGUUGCGCAAUGGUCUUCAAGCGCAAACAAAUCAUAAGGCAUCGAUCGGGUGGAAGUAAAUUCAUCCACAAAUGCAAAUAUAAUUAUACAUCUUAAAUGACCACAUGUUCAAAAGAUUAGGGUACGUGAUCCGUAAGUAAAGCGAACGUGGCGGCAACUUUAACAGGGUAUUCCAUAGAUUUUCCAAUUGUUCCUGUCCAUCAGAUUCCUAACCGUGUGAUAGCAGCGCAGUCAAACAGUCACUCAUAAUGUAUGGUCUGUCUGCUGUCUGAGGAAUGUACUGUUGCCAGUGAUAGCCAAAAAACCCAUGGAUAUACAAAACAUUAGGGACACCUCCAUAAUAUUGAGUUGCACCCCCUUUUUCCCUCAGAACAUCUUCAAUUCAUCAGGGAAUGGACUGCAAUGUGUCAUGCAUUCCACAGGAAUGCUGGCCCAUGUUGACUCCAAUGCUUCCCACAGUGGUGUCAAGUUGGCUAGAUGUCCUUUGGGUGGUGGGCCAUUCUCGAUACACACAGGAACCUGUUGUGUGGAAAAACCCAGCAACACUGCAUUUUUUGACAAUCAAACUGGUGUGCCUGGUACAUACUAUCAUACCCUGUUCAAAGGCACUUCAAUCUUUUGUCUUGUCCAUUCACCCUCUGAAUGGUACACAUACACAAUACAUGUCUCAAGGCUUAAAAAUAAUUCUUUAACCUCUCCUACCCUUCAUCUACACUGAUUGUAGUGUCAUUAAUAAGGGAUCAUAGCUUUCAUCUGGUCAGGCUUUCAUGGAAAGAACAGUUAUUCCUAAUGUUUUGUACACUUAGUGUAUAAAAAUACUAAAGCAUAGAAAAUCAUUAUUUUAUUUAAAAGGCCUCUGCUGCAAUAAGGAACUUUGUUUUGGUUGAGAUCCUCCUGAUUUUUUUAAAAUGUGUAGUAAGUUUGUUCUGUAAAGUGAACUCUGCUUCGUCUGAUCUCUAUGCUUCCUAUCUAGCUAGCCACUGCAGCGAGUUGUACCAACCUAAUAGCAGCAUUAGUACUGUCAAACAGCUACGGUGAGAUAAAGAGGAAGUUGUCUGGCUGAUAUACUUUUCUGUUACAUAAAAAAAGGUGUGUAAUGUGUGUGGAGAUGCAUUUGGGUCUAAGAACCCAGUCAUCCAGGAUAGGCAUGACUCAACCAGUUGGAUCAGAUGUGGCUGGACAUCUGCUCUGCUCCUCGUCAACCCCUUCUCUAUUGAUGAAUCUGAGAAUUCACUCAAAGCAGCACACUUUCAUGUACCUCCAUUCUGCCUCGUUAUAUUUGUAAAUACACAGCUGUUGAUAUUGCAACCGUACCAAUGUGUCAUGUUAGAGAAAUAAAUAACAUCCAUAAUUAAAGUGAAAUCUAAAUGAA